Messenger RNA from Sodiomyces alkalinus F11, 650 nucleotides. Its product is annotated as glutaredoxin domain-containing protein. The record is from RefSeq and is a predicted model, not a curated record. NCBI's taxonomy places the organism in Eukaryota, Fungi, Ascomycota, Sordariomycetes, Glomerellales, Plectosphaerellaceae. The transcript has 2 exons. Bases 164 to 490 code for a protein of 108 amino acids.
CGAGACCGUGAAGAAAAGCCUGCUCGCUCGAAGGCAAUUGGGAUUGGGAUAGGGAGAGAUCAAUAUUGAUAAUACUAUCACCCUGUUUUGGCAACAGUGCUAUUCCGCCGCCCUCUCUUUUUCUUUCUUUCUUGGUAAAACGGAACAUCCGGACAGACCGAACAUGCGUCCAACGACACGUCUAUGGCACUCCUGCCGCAUCACCCUUUUCACCCGCGACAACUGCGGUCUAUGCGUCCGCGCCAAGUCAGCCCUUUCCCACGUCUGGGACCGCCGCCCAUUUGAGUACUGCGAAGUCAACAUCAGCAGCCCGGACGCCAAACCCUGGAAAGAUCUCUAUGAUUUUGACGUGCCCGUCAUACAUCUCAGCAAGGCCUCCGCUCCAAAGGAAGACCCGCAGCUUGUUACGAAAGCUGUCAAAUUGAUGCACAGGUUUUCUCCGGAGGAAAUACAAGCAAAAAUGGACCAGGUUGAGAAGAGCCAAAGUUAGAGCCUGGGCAGCUUUUCUAGUCUAAUCGUAAUUAAUUAACAUGCCAUCUAGCGGAAUGGUUUGAAAAAGGCCAUGUAUUAUCGCCAGCUGACUAUCACCAAAGUAGCUGUCGUCACGGAUGCCCAAAUUGAAAGAAGAAGAAGAAAAUCGCUUGACAUUG